CUAUAUAUACAACCUCCUCACUAUUCAAAUCAUAUCUCAUACACAUAAACGCACAAUUCAUUCUUCUUCUCAAAAAAAUCAUGAAUUUUCUCUCAUCUUUGGCUAAGAGCGCCGGAGCCGGCGAUGAGAAAAAAGCCGGCGGCGAGGAAUCUGGUUCCACAACAGAGCUUUUCGCCAGUGCUAAAGUGUUAGCAGAUGCCGCUCAAAGUCAAUUCAACAAAGAUUCCGGCAAAGUUGAUAACAAAAAAGUAGCUGAAGCAGCUGCCGAUGUCCUCGACGCUGCACAGAAAUAUGGAAAAUUAGACGAAACUCAAGGAAUUGGACAGUACGUUGAGAAAGCCGAAACUUAUCUCCACCAGUACGGUGGUGAUAAGGCUCCGGCCGCCGCUCCGGCUGCUGAAGAAUUUUUUUCCCCUUAA
Solanum tuberosum (potato) is the source of this 419-nucleotide messenger RNA. RefSeq lists its product as uncharacterized. Gene Ontology annotation, biological process: response to heat; regulation of abscisic acid biosynthetic process. The record is from RefSeq and is a predicted model, not a curated record. NCBI's taxonomy places the organism in Eukaryota, Viridiplantae, Streptophyta, Magnoliopsida, Solanales, Solanaceae. The transcript has 2 exons. Bases 81 to 419 code for a protein of 112 amino acids.